Molecule: messenger RNA, 3563 nt
Organism: Xiphophorus hellerii (green swordtail)
Lineage: Eukaryota; Metazoa; Chordata; Actinopteri; Cyprinodontiformes; Poeciliidae
Gene: upf3b
Product: UPF3B regulator of nonsense mediated mRNA decay
Exons: 10
Coding region: 126-1487 (453 amino acids)
Biological process (GO): nuclear-transcribed mRNA catabolic process, nonsense-mediated decay; positive regulation of translation
Cellular component (GO): nucleolus; cytoplasm
Molecular function (GO): mRNA binding
Source: RefSeq, a predicted model, not a curated record
UUGAAUCGCUAGUUUAGCCGUUAGAGAGGAAGUUGGUCAGGUCGGUUGCUACAGGCUGGCUAACUUGUAAAAAAGUAAACAAGUCUGUUGGCUGAGUUGAAAAUAAACACCGUAACCUUUCAACUAUGAAGGAAGACAAAGAAAACACUCGACCGAAAGACAAAAGAGUGGAAAUAAAAUGUGAAGAUGGAGAGAAGACGGAGAAGUGUAAGGAGAAGAAAGAGGCCAUGACAAAGAUUGUGAUCAGAAGAUUACCUCCAAGUCUGAGUAAAGAGGAGCUGGAGGAGCAGCUGCAACCUCUUCCAGAAGUGGACUACAUGGAGUUUUUCUCCAACGACACCAGCCUUUUCCCACAUCUCUUCGCAAGGGCUUACAUCAGUUUCAAAAAUCAGGAGGACAUCGUUCUCUUCAGGGAUCGAUUUGAUGGAUAUGUGUUCAUAGAUAACAGAGGACAGGAGUAUCCUGCCAUUGUGGAGUUCGCACCUUUCCAGAAAACCGCCAAGAAAAGAAAUAAGAAGAAGGACUCAAAAUGUGGAACAAUUGCUGAAGAUCCUGAUUAUAAAAGGUUUCUUGAAUAUUACAACGGAGAUGGAGAGAAGCUGACAUCCACACCGGAGACUCUGCUCGAGGAGAUUGAGGCAAGAUCGAAGGAGCUUGAAGCCAAAAGAACAACUCCUCUUCUGGACUUCCUGAAGAAUAAACAGAGACUGAGGGAGGAGAAGAAGGAGGAGAGGAGGAGGAGAGAGCUUGAGCGGAAGCGUCUGCGUGACGAAGAGCGCCGCAAAUGGAGGGAGGAGGAGCGGAGGAAGAGAAAAGAGGCGGAGAAGAUGAAGAGACUGGAGAAGCCUUUGGAGAACAAAGACAAGGACCAGACUAAAGAUGAACCAAAAAUUAAGCUCCUGAAGAAGCCAGACAAAAGCGAUGACGGCGAUUCUGAGAAACCCAAAGAGAAAUUCAAGAAACCAGAGAAGCCGCACAGAGAGGACAGAGCGUCAGGCGGCGCCGACCACAGGAGGAGGCCGAACUUUGAAAAUAAGGAGGAGCGAGAAAGAAAAGGGAACGAAGACGGGCGGAAGGAGUUCAGGGAGCGCGACUUGGACCGUGAGAAGGAGAGGGAACGACGGCUGAGGGAGAAGGAGCGCAUCCGACGGCAGGACGAGGAGCGGCGGAGACGGCGGGAGCAGCAGGACGGAGAGAACACGUCCAGAAAACGAGAGGAGGAGAGCAGAAAGGAGAAGGCGAUGGAGAAGAGGAGGAGCGAGAACUCUGCAGACGCCGAUAAGAUGGAGAAACCGGCCAGAGAGAACAAGAAGGAGGAGAGCAGUAAAAGAGAGAGAGUUCGUAAUAAGGACCGGCCUGCCAUUCAGCUGUACCAGCCGGGGGCCCGGAACCGCAACCGCACCACCAGAGGCGGCGCCGACUCUGGCUCCGCCGACAGGAAACCCGACUCCGACAACAAGAAGGGGGCCGACAGAGGGGAGGACUGAGCGGGUUUCUGGUUCUGGGGCUUUUUAAGUUUGGUGAAAAGGCCUGCGAGGCUCAGCGUGACCCCGCAGCGCUAACACGCAGCGCUAACACGCAGCGCUAACACGGCGAGGGGGGCUGCAGCGGCUCCAGUCCCAGUGGAGGCGGGGAUUUGAGCCUCUCAGAGCCUCGUUGAGACCCUGUUUGGUUUUUUUUUCGUUAUGAGAGGCAGUGGUUUGUAAGAGUGCAGCUGCAGGGCGCAGAGGGUAACGCCGAAGCUUCCCUGGGACCAUGAGAUCUCACAGUGACGUUACGUCGUUAAUGUUCCUGAGGGAAAAGGUUUCACCGCAAACAUCUGUUAGCUCGUUCAUUUAGAUCAGAAUGUGGAAAAAUAAUCUCUUCUGUCAGCGCUAGGCUUUAGAUCUUUCACACGCUGUACCCCACUCUACGCAGAGACAGAAAAUCCACUGAUGUGCAGAAACUACAGUGGUUCCCAGAAGUCCACACACCCAGAGAGAAAUUACAGGUUGUUAUGACAAAUAUUAUUAUAUUUUUAACUUUAACGUGACAUAUUUCCUGCACAAUGCAACAGCAGUCAUAGUAAUCUAGUUUAUGCAACAUAAAAAAGCUCCAAUAACCAUUAAAGCUGCAGUAUGUAGCAUUUAUAAACUUUUUUUUUUAGACGUUUGUUGAAACUGUCACCAUGUCGUAAUGGUUUGGUGUGCUAAAGAUCAUUUAUGAAAUUUGAGCUCUUUUGCCUUCUCCCAGUACUAACUAGAAACAACCAAUCAGAGCCAAGAGGCGGGUCUUAGCGCUGUCAAUCAGUCAUGAAUGCUAAGGCUAGUUAGCAUGGCCACCUGUAAUGGUGGAUAAACAGUUUUCCUGUAACGGUAAGUCGUUUCUCUGCCAUUAUCACAUUUAGUAGCGUGUACCUGAGGUUGACUGACAGCACCAAGACCCUCCUCCUGGCUCUGAUUGGUUGAAUUUUGUCAGGACUGUUGCAUUUCUUCAGAUGGCAGUAGUGGUUCAGAGAGGAGGUGAAGGAAAUCAAUCUUUUCACAGAUUAUCUGUCUCAUGACAAACUGUCACAACAUGCUGACAGUUUUAACAAAUAUAUAUAUAUAUAAAAAAUAUUUUUUACAAAAGUUACACACUGCAGCUGUUGAAACAUCUGAUUUAUUUUCAGCCUUCCUUUUAUUUUUUUUUUAUAGAGUUUGUCCUCCUUCCACAUCUUGACUUGGCAAUAUUUGCGUACUCUACCUUCGGAUGACCAUAAAGAUGUCAGUUUUAAUUCUGGCCUUUAUUUAGGCCGUUCCAAAGCUUAACUUUUCACACCCUGAAGCAUUUUUUGUUCAUUUGGACGGAUGUCUUGACUGUAAUGGUAAAAAAAAAUCUCUUUUCAGCUGUGGAGCUGAUAUUUAAAGGUUUUGUGCCAGAAUUGACUGCAGUUUGGGUCUGUUUAUAAUUUAAUCUGCUUUAGCAAAACUCUAAUCCCACAUCCUGAUGCAGCCACCACCAUGUUUUGCCGUAGGUAUGGUGUUCCUUUUGGUGAUGUACUGAGUUGCCAAAUAGACACUUUUAGAUCAUGGCAUUUUUCCUGAAGGUUUUGGGAGGCUGAACAUUUUUCAGGUAAAUCAGAUUUACUGUAAUUGUUGUCAGAUGAAGAAUCUUUUCAACAUAGUUUUAGUUUAUCCUCAGGUUUUUCUUUUGAAUUGUACAAGAUAUAUGUCACAUUAAGGAUGAAAAAAGUUUUGAAAAGGUUUAUUCUGGCCUGUGUUGCAACAUGGAUGUGUGAACAUUUUGGACACACUGUGGUUUAUGGUUUGUACUAAAUAAUAUAACCUACUAUUUUGCUUUGGGAUUUUUAUGCAACUGAUGGCGGAGAAAGCCAUUUCUGACCAUACUGCCAUGUGACAUCUAUGCUUGCAUGAAGACUUCUUAGUCAGAGGGAUCAACAUGUGACCUUCCCCCACUUUUCUAACUCAGAAUCAACUUAAACAUUCAUUUUUGUGAACUGAGUAAAACAUCGGAACAAAUAUUUGCUGGUAAUACUAAUAAAAUUACAGAAUCUCUGCCUAGAAAUAAAAAUACUUGUUGAA